Messenger RNA from Orbicella faveolata, 4890 nucleotides. RefSeq lists its product as uncharacterized. Lineage: Eukaryota; Metazoa; Cnidaria; Anthozoa; Scleractinia; Merulinidae. The record is from RefSeq and is a predicted model, not a curated record.
UUUACGGAGAACCUCCUAGAGACGUGAGUCACGUGAGUAUUGUUUGGUCACCGCUGAUCGAAAUCGCGCGGGCUCUGGCACGUUCGGAACCCGGAAAUUCAUCGUCGUCCCCAGGAACGUCCCUGGGUCCUUGGGGACGAGGUUGCGCUGAAAUGCUCACAACAGAGAUACGCCUGCCCUCCGAUUAUUGUGUGUUUUGAGGUUUAGACCCUGAAAGAAAAGGAACAAAUCAACGAUGGAGGUUGGUUUGCGAGUAGUUCGUGGCCCUGAUUGGAUAUGGGGCGAUCAAGAUGGAGGUGAAGGAGGUGUAGGAACAGUCGUCGAUAUUGACCUAGAUGAUGAUACAGUUGUGGUUUAUUGGGAUACUGGAAAGUUGGAGGAGUAUCGGGCGGGAUGUAAUGGAAAAUAUGAUCUUCUUGUCUUCGACAGUGCUCCAACAGGUGUUAUGCACAGCACUGUCACUUGUGAUGGCUGCCUGGAAAAUCCACUUACUGGAACACGUUGGAAAUGUGGCGUUUGUCCCAAUUUUGAUUUGUGUUCAAAUUGUUUCAUGAGGCGCAUUCAUGAUGAUACGCAUGUAUUUAUACAUAUCGGCAAACCGGACGGUAAUUGGAGUUAUCCUUGUAAUCGAUUCAACUCCGUUAAGCUGAAAUCCAGAGGAUUUUUUCCUGGAGCCAAAGUGUCUCGAGGUAAAGACUGGAAAUGGAGGAACCAAGACGGCGGCAGUGGGCAUGUUGGUAGACUGUCUGAGAUCACUUCUUGGGAGCACUUGACGAGGGCUGGGGCCAGAGUAGUCUGGGACAAUCUCAAAAGUAACGUUUAUAGAACUGGAUACCGUGGGUUGGCAGGCACUCGUAAAUCGUAUUUACAAAAGUUAACCCAGUGGGGAGAGACGGUACAGGUAGAUGGUGGUGCUUCAGCUGCAGUGGGCAAAGAGUCUCCAGUUGGCGGGGAGGCCACCUCGCGAGAGUUACGAGCUCCCCUAGAGAUUAUUGCUCGGGGUCCUCUGACUAUCCAGGCUUAUCAGAGAGCCCUUACAGAGGGAAAUACCAGUGUAAAGAGACUGCCAAUCAUGUUGAUUGGACAAAGUCAGUCAGGAAAAACCAGCUUAAAGAGGUCAUUGAAAGGAGAACGGUUUAAUCCAGAGGAAACCAGCACUACCGGGAUUGAGAUGGAUCCUUCCUACUGUAAAGUGUCGGCAGAAGUUUGGAAAGUAGGGGAGAAAACCCAAGCAACGGAUUCAGACCUAGGGCCAAUUUCAUAUGAACAUAGAACAGCUCAAUAUAUCUUGAGAAACCUCAAGGUAGAACCAAAAGAAUCGGAAUCAAGUCAGUUGACCAAUGACGGUGUAACCUUGGAUAAUACAGAGUCAUUGGUAGCAUCUGAAGAUUACGUAAUAAAUUCCUUUGAUAUUUCUGACGCAUUACUUCCGAAGAAUCACAAAGUCUCAGCUGAUGCUCUUGUGAAUGUGCCAGAUGUGUCAGACGUAUUACAGGCACCUGAAGUGCCACAAGAAAUAGCAGCGUUGAUUCACAAGUUGCUUCAAGUUGUUGAGAAUGGCGAAGUUGAAGAAGAAGUAUAUUCCGUUUUGUGGGAUUUUGGUGGACAAUUAGUGUAUUACGCCACCCAUCCGCUUUUCCUUACAAGACGGGCAAUUUACUGUCUGGUUUAUAACCUAAGUCGGGAUCCAGCUAAAACCGUCGGUCCGCAAGUGAAGCAGGGCUUCUACAAGAAUAUUGAAGAUGUUUUCUGUGAAAGGAGCAACAGGGAUUAUCUGGACGUAUGGAUGUCCUCAAUUUCUAGUCUGGUUUCACAAGAUGAAGACCCCGAGGAGACACCCGCAUCUGAGAUACUACCAGAGAGGUUGCCUCCGGUGUUCCUUGUUUGCACUCACGCUGACAAGCCUUAUAACAGCGCACAACCUGAAGAGCUUGCUCGCGAGAUCUUUGGGUCAUUACAGACAAAAUCCUUCGGAAAACAUUUAUUUGAUGUGUUUGUUGUUGACAACACGAAAUCAGGAAGUGAACAAGAAUGUCCAGAAGUCACCCGCCUGAAAAGCGAAAUACUUAAUGUUGCUAGGGAACUGCCGCAAAUGAAAGAAGUGAUUCCAAUCAAGUGGUUGAAGUAUGAAAAGGCUGUUCGAACGAUGCUUGAAGAUGGCUACAAGUGGAUUUCCUUUGACGAUGCCAGAAAGAUUGCACUUGACGUAUGCGAAAUUUACAGUGACGAACAGUUUGAAGCAUUACUGAACUUUUUACAUGACCAGAGAAUCUUGAUUCACUUUGGUGACACCCCAGAGCUAAACAAAAUGGUGAUCUUGGAUCUACAGUGGUUGAUAGAUGUUUUUAAGAAGAUCAUUACCGUCACGCCAUAUAGAAGUAACGAGAAGAAAUUCACCAAAUUUUGGCUAAAGCUUGAGACAACGGGAAUCUUGGACGAAAAACUCUUAGAACACGUGUGGGGUCCUUUGUUCGAUAAUCGAGAAACCUGUGACAGCCUCAUCGCCAUGAUGGAGAAGUUCUGCUUAUUGUGUCCCUGGUCGUCAUCAGCGGAGGGCGAGUCACCCAGAGAGUAUCUUGUACCUUCCAUGCUUAUGUUCCCACCAAAGGAAGACGUCGCUCAGCUGAUUGCAUCUGCAGGGAUUCCAUCGCUUUUUGUGAGGUUUAAAUCUGGACAAGUGCCUUCUGGCUUAUUUCCUCGUCUGGUGCUAAUGAUCUUUCAGUGGUGCAACAAGGAAUGGCUUUGCCAAUCAGAACCUCAGUUACAUCACAAUUUUGCAAGGUUCUACAGCCACCCAGCUGAAGGCUGUUCUGUUAUCCUCCUUUGCCAUUCCUCCUUCAUUGAGGUUGUUGUCCACAAAGAAGAUAGUACUUCUCAGGUAUCCACAAUUGUAUCACCAGAGAUGCAUCUAUCUCCAGAAUCAAGCCUCGAUACCUUUCAGGUAAAUGUGGCUCGUAUCGUGUGCCGACAACUAGGAUUAAUGCUUGAAUGCAUGCGCAAAGAGUUUCAUUGGUUGAAGAACAUGGCUUAUGAGAUGUCAGUCUGCUGUCCCGUUUGUUGUAAGCAAGGGUCCGUUAACCAUUGCCGCAGUCACAAGAUACCAGGUUGUAAGCAAGAGGAGUGCUUGCAUUUUUGGUCAGAGUCUGAGCUGCGACAAUGCAAAGGUCCCAUCGCGUGUACCAAGUCUGCUGUUGCUGGAGAUUACAGGGUUCCGCUCAAGCUCUUUGAGCCUUGGUUCAAAUUUGCAGAUGAACAGCAGAGAGUUGUUGAUGGACAUAAUGGGAAAGCUCUGUCUCGGAAGACAGACGACAGUGAACUAGCCCUUGCCCUUCCUAGUGGGGUAGUCGAGGCCCUUCAAUUGCAGACUUGCGAUGCAAAUGAUGUCGUUGCUCGACUACAAGAAGGUCUUUCCCCGGAGCAAGCAUCCCUGGAACAGCCAGAUCCAGAGACCAAGCGUCAGAUUCGCUGCCUUUGCAUGAAAGCUAAACAUGCAAAUAGGCUUGAUGUUGUGAAAAACCUAAGAGAAAUUUGCCCCGCUGGUACAACAGGACCUCUGUUGCCUGAAGCUCUUGAUGUAGUUACUAUUCCUUUUCGCCAGAGGCAAGAGCUCACAAUGAACUUGUGUGGUCGAGAUGAAUGGAAACUCUUUGCAGAGAGACUGGGCUUAAAUCCGGCAGAAAUCCUCUAUCUUGACAAGCGAGUCUUGAACCCAUGUGACGCCGCUCUGGCUCAUAGUCGAAACCAAGGUUACAUAAGAUGUGUCGGAGAUGUCUACGAUGCAUUGGUAGAAUGCGAUCUCCCUGUAAUGGCUGAUUUGCUGUAAAAACAACACGAUCAAGAAAUUAUAGCCUCAAAUAGAUGAAGUUGUUUUCUUCAGGAACUGCUAUCCAUUUUUUUUUUUGUCGGUCGAUUAAGACAAAAAACGUGUAUCAAUGACAUAUUUUGUAUUGUAAAGUAACGGUGUUUUUAGGGCUUUGCAAUUUGUCACCAGUCAAGGUAGAUAGUUUAUUAGUAAAUCGCGGCUUGUUUAGAAUUAUGAAAUACAGUUUUAUGAAACACCUAUUUUUCUCAUGUUUACCUAAAAUAACCCGCUUGCAAUGGCCUCUAAUUGGCCUUAUGUCUGUGGUAACAAGACAUAAAGAUAUAACCUAUUUUACGAUUAAUUUUAUGCGGAGGAACUAUUAGUAUAACCGUUUGCUUCUGUUGUUGACAUGUAGAAGGUGUAUCAAUCAAAUAUUUUUAUAGUAUAGUUGUUUAUAAGUUUUUAUAGCUUAAUACCAUUUAAUUGGAUAUUUUUGUGUUUUGAAACUUGACAGUCCACUUUAGCGUAGAAUUGCGCAAUGUAAAUUUUGUGUUUGAGAUAACUGAACCCUCUCUGGCUAGUGUUCCAGAGUGCUCGUAAAAUGCCAGUAAGCGAUUUGCAAGGAACACUUCUUGGCCUUGCAACCGUGUAAACAAGAUAUUAGUUAUUUUACUACUAUCUAUAUGCAAAACAUUGUAGUAAUAACUUUUCGUUCUGCUGUUGAGGUAAAGAGCGUUUAUCUAUGAGAUGUGUUUCAUGGUGCUGUGUAUAGAACGCUAUAGUUUUACACCAUUUAUUUCAUGUAUUUUAUAUUUUCAAGCUUGUCAAUCUAUUUUAGUUUACAAUAAUGAAAUGCAAGUUGUGGUUUUGAUAUACAGUUAUUGAAUUACCAGGAACGGGCAAUAAUAUGCUCUAGGCAGUGGACAACCUUGUUUUACGUGGCGUACAAUGACUUGUUUUGCAAAUAUCGAAUGCGUUUGGAUACAAAGAUUUACUCCUAACGAUAGGCGACAUUUUAAGCUUCUGUAUGGCUGUUGAUCAUGAAAAGCCUGUAUCAAGUUUCAAUAAAGGUGGGCGAUUCAGAACCA